AUGGCUGAUAAUGAUAUUUCUGGAAAUGAAAUAUCACAACUUGUUGCAUAUACACCUGCUGAUGCUAUAUAUAUAAAUUCAAGUCAUCAUGUUGCCAUUGCUGGUGAUCAUUGUUCAACAAAUUAUCAUCAUCAACAACAACAACAACAACAACCGAAUAUGAUAUAUUCGCCAUCAUCAUCAACAGAUUCAGUUUCAGAUAUUGGAUCAAAUAAUGAAAAUUUACAUUCAUCAAAGAAUCAACAACAACAACAAACAUCGUUUACUAUUGAAACGACCACGAAUGAUGGUAUAAACAACAAAACAACGAAUACAACAUCAGCUUCAUAUCAAAGAUCAUUAUUAAAACUACAACAUCGACGAUUAAAUGAAAUGACAUUAAAAUGGUUGGAUGAUAAUUAUGAAUUACGUGAAGGUAUCUGUUUACCAAGAUGUUUAAUAUAUCGUCAUUAUCUACAAUUUAUGCGUUGUAAUGCACCGGAUUCCAAGCCAGUUGGUGCAGCUGCAUUUGGAAAGUUGGUUAGACAAAAAUUUUCAAAAAUCUCUACACGUCGUCUUGGUACACGUGGUCAAUCGAAAUAUCAUUAUUAUGGUAUUAGUAUCAGGCAAACAUCACCAUUAUUUCAUGAACAAACAUCAUUGGUCUCUUAUCAAAAUUAUGGUGGAUCACCAUCAAGUUUGGCAUUACAAGAUUUACGUUAUCAUCAACCAAAACAACAACACCACAAUCAAUCCACAAAUUAUCAUCAUUCACCCAAUAGCUAUAAUAUUAAUGAUGAUGAUCAUGAAUAUGCUAGAUCUGGAUUAAUAUUUAUUCAGUGA
Molecule: messenger RNA, 822 nt
Organism: Dermatophagoides farinae (American house dust mite)
Lineage: Eukaryota; Metazoa; Arthropoda; Arachnida; Sarcoptiformes; Pyroglyphidae
Source: RefSeq, a predicted model, not a curated record